AUGGCAUUUGGUUUCAGAACACCCAAGGUGGUGCAGCAGUUUGGAGCUGCAGCCCGAGACCACUGCAGAUCCAAUGCCGGCAUUCAGGCAGAGGUUUUGCAGGGUGAAGGGUCAGCCAACACCUAUGAGAAGGCGGGAACGGGGUCUGUGAUAAACAUCACGUUUAUGAGCCCAACCCUAACCAGAACGUCAGCAUGGCAAGUCUCAGAUAUCUAUACCGGUAGUGACCAUCGGGCCAUCACCAUGGAAAUAAGAGACGGGCGAUUUAAACGCAAAAACACCAAUGUGUCCACCGGGUUCCGAGUGUCCACCCUCGACCCGCAAGCCCUGAUCUCAAUGAUGAAAGGCCUCGCGUAUGACGAGCGUAAGAACGCCAAUGAAAAUGCGAUAUGCAUAAAGAAAGCGACUAAUGGCGGUAAUGGGUGUCCACCGGUGUAUUGGUGGACCGAUGCCAUUGCCAAGGCGCGCAGGAAGUACCACCAGGCACGAAGGCAAUAUAUGCGGUCUCGAGGUAGGCCGAACUUCGCCUCACUCCAACGCCUCUACAAAUCCUUGCGGUCGGCUCUUAAAAAGAAGAUCUCCGCGAGCAAAAAACAAUGCUUCGCAAAACUAUGCGAUGACGCAAACGCACGUCCCUGGGGUACAGCGUACAAGCUGGUAAUGGGGAAGUUGGCAGCCUUCAGCCAGCCCACCCCAACAUGUCCUGAGCAGCUCAGCAACAUAGUGGCGCACCUCUUCCCGCCGAGUGUAGCACUGCAGCCACAGCAAGAACCCUCCCCGCUACAAAGUGUUAACAUUUCCAAGUUCAAAAAUGCUGCAGAAGUCUUGGCUGAAGUUAAGAGAAUCAAAGUCGAAAAGGCCCCUGGCCCAGAUAUGAUUCCUAACAAGGCAUUAAAGAUCAUAAUGACGGAGAGAUUAGAGAUCUUCGUCAGGCUCUUCAAUGCCUGUUUCGCUCAGAGAACGUUCCCUGAAGCCUGGAAAAUGCGGGGACUGGUACUGUUACCCAAGGGCAAUCAAAAUGAUAACCUUGCGGCCUAUAGACCACUCUGCAUUCUUAACACAGUUGCAAAGAUAUACGAGAGGCUCAUCUGCAACCGAAUCGAAGUAGCUCUAUCUGAGGGUCCGGGCUUAUCCCAAUAUGACGCGAUCGGGCUGGUGCACAAACUGGCCUCUGAGGCAAUCCAGGGAGCACGUUGGCGAGGUGGUAGCAAAAAAUACUGCCUUGUCCCCAGCUAUCUGGUGGACAUAGUCUCAGAGUAUCUUAGCAACAGACAGCUUCUUACGAUACUGAGGAGGGCCGUCGAAGCUAUGCAGUUUCAGCAGGUGUUCCUCAGGGCUCGGUCCUGGGUCCUACCCUCUGGAACUGCAUGUACGACGGAAUACUCAACCUACAGCUCCCUGAAGGAGCUACGAUCGUUGGCUUCGCAGACGAUAUUGCUGUCGUCGCAGUAG
This is a messenger RNA of Drosophila ficusphila, 1452 nucleotides long. RefSeq lists its product as uncharacterized. Lineage: Eukaryota; Metazoa; Arthropoda; Insecta; Diptera; Drosophilidae. The coding region runs from base 1 to 1452 and encodes 483 amino acids. The record is from RefSeq and is a predicted model, not a curated record. The transcript has 3 exons.